Armigeres subalbatus is the source of this 2544-nucleotide messenger RNA. RefSeq names its product UV radiation resistance-associated gene protein (gene Uvrag). Gene Ontology annotation, cellular component: lytic vacuole; endosome. The record is from RefSeq and is a predicted model, not a curated record. NCBI's taxonomy places the organism in Eukaryota, Metazoa, Arthropoda, Insecta, Diptera, Culicidae. Bases 280 to 2349 code for a protein of 689 amino acids. Gene Ontology annotation, molecular function: SNARE binding. Gene Ontology annotation, biological process: SNARE complex assembly. The transcript has 6 exons.
AAUGACAGUUUCUCUCGAUGCGCGGACGAUCGUUUCCAUUCAGCUCAAAGCAACAAAAAGAAAAAUUUUGCAAUUUGUUUUGAAAAUUAGCUAUUUUUGCUAAUUUCCUAUUCGGUUUGUGGAAAAACGAAGUGAAAAUCUUUGCACUUGGGCUUCAUUUCAAAGUGAUCGAACUAUGCGAAGUAAAGUGCAAACCGUAUGCUGAUUAAUCAGGAAAAAAGAACUGUGUGAUACCAUUCUAUUUACAUACUCAAACAUCAACACUGAAAAUAUGAGAAAAUGUUCGACCGACCAAGAUGUCGUGACUGGAGUCCGCUGUCUACUCAACAACUACGGCUACGAAGUUUGAUACAAAUCUCCGGACACAACAUCACGUGCGACCAUCCAAAAUGCAGUGUGUACUUCACUCUGCAUACGACAACCAUGUCGGCUCCAUUCUACACUAGCGAAAAACUGGAUAUCCACACCAACAUCAUAUGGCCUGAAAUAAACUGCCCGGUGGCAGUGAAAUCCUCGUUACGCUGUGCCUGUAUCCGAGUAUGGCAACAUAAUCCUCGAAGUCAUGACCAAGCUGGGCAUGCAGCGGGAGACGAAACCGAUAGUGGUUCGGAAAACGAAGAUAAGCUCUUAUUUCUGUGGGGUGUCUAUUUCUCCGGUUUGGUUCCGUUGGCAAGACGCAGCGAGAAGCGGCUUAAGGAGAACACGCUAGUUUUUCAAAUGCAUGGCGGUUACUUCACAUCGGCCGAGUACAUUUUGGACGGUGAUGAACAAAAUCGCUCGAUAUCGUCGGUGCCUACAGCGAAAACACCAACGACCAUCAAUGAUGGUAAUCAUUUAGGCUUACUUCCUGUUAAAAAUGAUCCGCUCUGUGAUAAUAGUAAUAGUUCUCCUAGUUGGUAUUCUCCUAGUAGUGCGUUGAACGUGGAAUGUAAAAUGUCGAAAGUCGGAAGUAGCAUAUCGUCAUCUCCUUCGUUUGUCCGCUCAAACUCUCCAGAUGAGCAAUCACUGUUCAUGAUUAGAGCAACUGUUAGUCCGACUCCAACAGAAGUUGAAACAAACUUAAAAAUUCGUUAUCUAUUCAUGGAAUUCUUCAAAUCCGAAGUCAGAAACAGCUAUGAUGCCAAACGGCUACUGGCAGUUCAAGAACGGCAACGAAGAAUAAGAUACGAGAGCGAAAGUGCGAAAGAAAUAACGGAUCGUAUCUGUAUGAAGAGUGCGUACUGUCUCAAUUUGGAACUAUUCUCAGACAAACAGUUGGUGUAUCGUUCUUCGACAAGCUCCUAUCAAAACCGAAGUGGCAUGGGCAGACAGCUGAGUCGUUUGCUCUACCAAGAAAAGGAACCGCUGAAACCAGAGAUCUUACUAAAGGCACAAGAACUGCGCCGACAAGUCGAGCGGGCUCGAUUCCGGUGCCGCAUAUUGGCACAGGAAAAGGAACGCAUAAGGGGCAGCAUUCGACAGCUUCAGCUAAAAUUGAAUCAAAUGACCGACAGAAACAUCGAAACCGAAUCAGCGCUUAUGGAAUGCUAUCGGAACUAUGGGAAAGAGAAAGAGGUCCUGUACCACCAAAAGUUGGCAUAUGCAAACGAGAAGGAGUGCUAUCAAGAUUUGAGAGAAAAGGUGCUUAUCGCUAGGCAUCGUCUGCUGAGUGGGAUGAACGAAAUCUACUGCAUAAAGAAGAAGAAGAAUGGAACUUGUACAGUAAAUGACAUUGCUCUACCAAAUGCUGAAUCAUAUACAGAUGCAACCCCGGCGCUGGCGCUAAGCGUUGCCUUAGGCUAUGUAGCACAUGCUGUGAUGAUGUGUUCUUCAAUACUGAAUAUUCCACUGAGGAAUCCUAUCAAAUAUGAAGGAUCGCGAUCGAAGAUGAUCGACUGUAUCAAAGUGCUACCAACAACUGACCGAGAGUUUCCACUCUACAGUCGAUCGGGACCACCGACCAAUGCGUUGCUGUACGCUGUGUUUCUCCUCAAUCAGAACAUUUCCCAACUCAAAUAUUAUCUGUGUCUAAGUCGCGGAGAUCCCCGUGCGACGUUGGCUAACCUAUACGACAUUCUGAGUGUUCCUUCAAUCAAUGUAACGAGUCGAAGCAUCGAGGAACCCUUUCAGGCUGUUCAGUCAAACAUAUCUGGUUCAUCUUCGGUGGAGUUGGAUGUAUCUGAUGCUUUCAAUCAGUUUUCGGUUACGGAUUUGAAAGAAACCAAAACUGUUCAGAGAAUAUCCCGUUCCGUGGAUACGUAUAACGAUUCAAGAAAAGAAGAUGAAAAACGGAACGGUAAGUUUGCUUCGGAUCCCAUUUUAGCACAGGGGCAACUGCAAGUGACCGGUUUCGAUAAGAAGAGUUUCUGAAACGGUUACUCGAUUCAGAUAAUGUAUAGUUUGACUACUGUAAACUUAAUUCUCCUUGUAUUACGUGGAGAAUCCUCGUUCGGCGAAUUUAAUAAUCGGACUUUAUUUAUUUAAAAUUAUGCAUUCAAAAUCUUCGGGAAAAUGUAGAUGUGCUAGCUAUUGUGAGACGUUUAAAUAUAAGUAGUCCAAACUGUA